Molecule: messenger RNA, 2019 nt
Organism: Vombatus ursinus (common wombat)
Lineage: Eukaryota; Metazoa; Chordata; Mammalia; Diprotodontia; Vombatidae
Gene: MMP13
Product: matrix metallopeptidase 13
Exons: 10
Coding region: 1-1443 (480 amino acids)
Biological process (GO): proteolysis; collagen catabolic process; extracellular matrix organization
Cellular component (GO): extracellular matrix
Molecular function (GO): zinc ion binding; metalloendopeptidase activity
Source: RefSeq, a predicted model, not a curated record
AUGCAGCCAAGUGUCAUAGCUGCUGCCUUCCUUCUAUUGAGCUGGACAUAUUGUUCAGCUUUCCCUCUACCCCAUGAUGAUGAUGAUGAUGAUGAUGAUGAUGAUGAUGAUGACCUGACACAGGGGGACUUCCAGUUGGCAGAGAACUAUUUGAAGACAUACUACAAUCUUUAUUCUAACCCUGCUGGCAUCCUGAAGAAGAAGGUAUCGAGCACUGCAGCAGAAAAACUUAGAGAAAUGCAGUCAUUCUUUGGCUUGGAAGUGACUGGCAAACUGGAUGAUGACACUUUAGAUGUGAUGAAAAAACCAAGAUGUGGGGUCCCUGAUGUGGGGGAAUAUAACUUUUUCCCCAGAAAUAUAAAGUGGCCUAGGUUUGAUUUAACUUACAGGAUCCUGAAUUAUACCCCAGACAUGACCCAAGCAGAAGUGGACAAAGCAAUAAGAAAAGCCCUGAAGGUCUGGUCUGAUGUGACACCACUCAACUUUACCAGGCUCCACAAUGGUACUGCUGAUAUCAUGAUCUCCUUUGGAAUAAAAGAACAUGGAGACUUCUACCCCUUUGAUGGACCUUCUGGACUUCUGGCUCACGCCUUUCCUCCUGGGCCCAACUAUGGAGGCGAUGCUCAUUUUGAUGAUGAUGAGAUCUGGACAAAUAGUGCCAAAGGAUAUAAUUUGUUUCUUGUUGCUGCCCAUGAAUUUGGUCACUCCUUGGGCCUGGACCAUUCCAAGGAUCCUGGUGCACUUAUGUUUCCCAUCUAUACUUACACUGGCAAAAGUGGCUUCGUACUUCCUGAUGAUGAUGUACAAGGCAUCCAGACUCUUUAUGGCCCUGGAGAUGAAGACCCUGACCAUAAACAUCCCAAAACCCCAGACAAAUGUGAUCCUGCCUUAUCACUAGAUGCUGUCACCAGUCUUCGAGGAGAAACAAUAAUUUUUAAAGAUAGAUUCUUCUGGCGUCUGCAUCCUCAGAUGAUUGAGCCAGAUCUGUUUUUAACCAAAUCAUUUUGGCCAGAACUUCCAAACAGUAUUGAUGCUGCGUAUGAGAACCCUGCUCAUGACCUAAUAUUCAUCUUUAGAGGCAGAAAGUUUUGGGCCCUGAAUGGCUAUGACAUACAGAAGGAGUACCCCAAGAAAAUCUCUCAGCUGGGUUUCCCAAAAGAGGUGAAGAGGAUAGAUGCUGCAGUUCACAUUGAAGCUACAAGCAAGACCCUGUUCUUCACUGGAGAUCAUUUCUGGAGCUAUGAUGAAACUAACCACACAAUGAAUGAAGGCUAUCCCAGAUUACUCGAGGAAGAAUUCCCUGGAAUUGGUAACAGAGUAGAUGCUGUCUAUGAAAAAAAUGGUUAUAUAUACUUCUUUAAUGGAGUCUUACAGUUUGAGUACAGUAUCUGGAGUCAACGCAUCGUGAGAGUCAUGCCAACCAAUUUCCUCUUGUGGUGCUGAAUGUGGCUGUGUUGUUUUAUAUCAUAGUUCAAUUUUUCACCCAUGAAGAAAUGUGACUACAGAUUUUGGGGCCUACCUGGGAAAAAGCCUCAUUCUGUCAGCAAAUUACCUAUGAACUUUAUUAUUGAAAAUGCACUGUAUACAUGGGGAAGCGGUAAAAUUUUAUGUCAGACUGGAACUGCAUUGUAGUUAUUUAAACCAAUGUAAUUCUGUAUCUCUGUGGUCUACCAGAUGUGUUAAGUAUGACAAACAGAAGCCCUGUGGAGAAAGGUUGACCAUGGGAGGUUGGGGGGGAGGAAUGGCUGGAAUGAAUAUACCCUGGUCAACUUCCCAAAGGCUGGAAGAAACAAUUUGAUAUUUUACCAAGAACAUUCUCAUUUCUAAGCCUGUCUCCCAAUAGUUACUAGUGGGAAACUUAAGCACUCUCCAAAGAAAGGAAUCUUGGGGGUUUGGGGGGGGGAGUGUAGUAGGACAGCAUAAUUGAAAGUCAAGAAUCCUGGCUUCUGAUUCAUUUCAGUCAUGAAAAUGGCCCAGAAGAUGAAUUUCAGUAAGGCAAAUAGUAUCAUUUGAAAUAAA